This is a messenger RNA of Formica exsecta, 1500 nucleotides long. RefSeq names its product transformer-2 protein homolog beta. The transcript has 5 exons. NCBI's taxonomy places the organism in Eukaryota, Metazoa, Arthropoda, Insecta, Hymenoptera, Formicidae. The record is from RefSeq and is a predicted model, not a curated record. Gene Ontology annotation, cellular component: spliceosomal complex. Gene Ontology annotation, biological process: positive regulation of mRNA splicing, via spliceosome. Bases 135 to 986 code for a protein of 283 amino acids. Gene Ontology annotation, molecular function: RNA binding.
ACAUCUUGGGCCCGGCGUUUCCUGUCGACGAGGUACGCCAUAUUAUCGUGAAUCGACGACACGGAGUGUUUGCUUGUGGUGCUUUCCACAUACAUUCUUUUUUCUUUGUUUAAUAUCUCUAGAAAAGAUUAAUAAUGAGCGAUAUCGAGAGAAGCGGUAGUCGCAGCGCAAGCCCACGAAGACCACGAACCGCGGACGGCGGUCUAAGGGACUCACGAUCGCAUUCAAGAUCGCGUAAAUCACGCGAGCGGAAGGAGACGCAUAGGGAGGUCAAGUACUCGAGAUCUCGAAGCCGUUCCGUGUCGCGUGGCCGGAAGUCUUAUCGCGGCAGCAAGUACACAAGCGCCGGUCAUCGCGGUAGCAGCCGUAGUCGGAGUCGCUCGCCGUAUCGUACCGGCCGUUACUCCCGUAGCAGAUCCCGUUCAUACUCGCGAUCGCGGUACUCCCGCGAUCGGCAUGUGUAUCGAUCUCACUCACGCAGUCCGAUGUCGUCUAGGCGACGACACGUCGGCAAUCGCGACAACCCAUGUCCCUCCCGAUGUUUAGGUGUGUUUGGACUGUCGAUUUUUACAACUGAACAACAAAUUCAUCAUAUUUUCUCGAAAUACGGUCCUGUUGAACGAGUACAGGUUGUUAUUGAUGCAAAGACUGGAAGAUCUCGAGGAUUUUGCUUUGUAUAUUUUGACUCAUCAGAGGAUGCCAAAGUUGCUAAAGAACAAUGUACUGGCAUGGAUAUUGAUGGAAGAAGAAUAAGGGUAGAUUUCUCUAUCACACAGCGUGCUCAUACACCCACACCUGGAAUAUACAUGGGAAAACCUACGCAUCUGCACGAUAGAGGAUGGGAUGGACCCAGACGUAGAGAGAUCAGCUAUAGAGGAAGUUAUCGUCGCUCACCCAGUCCAUACUACAGUCGCCGACGUUCUCGCUACGAUCGUUCCAGAUCACGUUCUUAUUCACCACGUUUUGAAUCAAGAGGUAUUGGAUGAUAGAGGGAAGUUUGAAGUUUCUCUCACUCUGAAAAAAUGAGUUUUGAAAAGUUGAAGACAAGAUAUCCGAAGACACGUUUAUCUUGCUCACAUUAUCAAGAAUACGAAGGUUUUCUCGGUUGCUUGUGACAAAGAAUAUGAUCUGCAAUUCAUUUCCGGCUGAGAAGUCUCAAGCCUCUAGAAGAGAACUUCAAGCGCUCAGUAAUGCAAGUCCGAAGACAGUCGAGUUGAUCGUCAGACCCCCGACCGGGACAGACGAAUCGUUUGGUUGGGGGUGAAACAGGGGCCGACGUGUUUCCGAAAAUAUUCAAGAAGCAUCGAAAUCUUUCAUGAUAGGGACGAGCGUAAGGUGCUCCCAGACCUUUAUACCGAUCAUAUUCUUUAUCAGUUGGUUUGGUUGCCAUGCGCCAUAUUAUUCGCUUUAGAGAAUGCAUACACACAUACACACACAAACACACACACACACACAUAUAUAUAUAUAUAUAUAUGUGUGUGUGUGUGUGUGUGUGUGUGU